AUGGUUAUACCAACCAGUGGGCUGGAUAUGACCUACCUUGAUACCGGUGAUGGUGAUGAUCAACUUGAUGGAAAUUGGGAUGAAGGGGAUGAUGCCGAAGUUGUUGGUGAUGAUUAUCGUGGAGGUGUUGGUGGUGUUGAAGUGUUGGUGUUGAAGAGGAAGGCCCCAGCCAUACGUUUCUUAAUCACACCCGCCCUUACCAAAAGGCUGAGAAAGAAAGAACAAACUUCAUUCCAAUAUCACACGCCUGAGCUGCCAGUUAGGGCGGAUGUCCUAGGGCUAUGUUGA
Messenger RNA from Morchella importuna, 288 nucleotides. RefSeq lists its product as uncharacterized. NCBI's taxonomy places the organism in Eukaryota, Fungi, Ascomycota, Pezizomycetes, Pezizales, Morchellaceae. The coding region runs from base 1 to 288 and encodes 95 amino acids. The record is from RefSeq and is a predicted model, not a curated record. The transcript has 4 exons.